AUGUCAUUAAUAACACCUGAAAUCCUGGCACUUAUAGAUCCAGUAGUGUCAACUUUGAAACGUCAUCAGGUUGAAGGUCAUAAAGAAAUCGCCUUGACAAUUGCUCAAUUGUUAAUGAAGGUUAUAUCUGCUGCAAGAUGGUCCAAUAUCUAUGAUUUAAUUGAACUUAUAAGACAAGUUGGAGUCAUAAUUCAUAACGCUUACCCUAGAAAAGUUAUUUCAGAUAAUGUUGUUCGUAGAGUCUUAGCAUUAAUUAGAGAUGAAAUUGAACCAGAACAACCUACUGCAACUACUAAUACCAAUACCACCACAACUGAAAACAAUCCAAUGAUGAGCUCCAUGUUUAGUUUGUUAUCAACAAAUAACAACAAGAAUGAAUCUAUUAAAGAACAAAAACAGCCACAACUGAAAAAACAAACAAGUGAUAUGAGAUCUAUUAUUAUACAAGGUAUUAGGGAUUUAAUUGAUGAAAUUUCCAAUGUUAAUGAAGGUAUAGAAAAUAUGGCUGUUGAUUUAAUUCAUGAUGGGGAAGUUUUAUUAACUCCAACUCCAAGUUCAGAUACUGUUAUCCAUUUCUUGAUUCAAGCCAGUGCAAAGAGAAAAUUUAGUGUUGUCGUUACUGAAAAUUAUCCAAAUGAAAUCAAAGCCGCUCAUAAAUUUGUUAAAACAUUAGCCAAGCAUAACAUUGAAACUAUAUUGAUCCCAGAUACCACUACUUAUGCUAUAAUGUCAAGAGUUGGUAAAGUUAUAAUAGGUACCAAUGCUGUGUUUGCCAAUGGGGGUUGUUUAUCAAGUUCUGGUGUGGCUAAUGUUGUCGAGUGUGCUAAAGAACACAGAACUCCAGUUUUUGCUGUUGCUGGAUUAUAUAAAUUGUCUCCAUUAUAUCCAUUUACUAGUAAUGAUUUGAUUGAAGUGGGGAAUGCUGGUAAAGUUUUAAAUUAUGAUGAUUUCCAAUUGGUUGAGAAUGUUGAUGUUGUUACUAAUCCAUUAGAAGAUUAUAUACCGCCUCAACAUAUUGAUAUUUUCAUGACAAAUAUCGGUGGGUUUGCUCCAUCUUUUAUUUAUAGAGUUGUUUUGGAUAAUUAUAAACCAGAAGAUAAUAAACUUGAAUAA
Messenger RNA from Candida tropicalis MYA-3404, 1113 nucleotides. It is a transcript of the gene GCD7, whose product is annotated as translation initiation factor eIF2B subunit beta. The transcript has a single exon. Gene Ontology annotation, biological process: translational initiation. Gene Ontology annotation, molecular function: translation initiation factor activity; guanyl-nucleotide exchange factor activity. Gene Ontology annotation, cellular component: eukaryotic translation initiation factor 2B complex. NCBI's taxonomy places the organism in Eukaryota, Fungi, Ascomycota, Pichiomycetes, Serinales, Debaryomycetaceae. The record is from RefSeq and is a predicted model, not a curated record. The coding region runs from base 1 to 1113 and encodes 370 amino acids.